Molecule: messenger RNA, 447 nt
Organism: Quercus robur (English oak)
Lineage: Eukaryota; Viridiplantae; Streptophyta; Magnoliopsida; Fagales; Fagaceae
Product: WAT1-related protein At1g09380-like
Exons: 2
Coding region: 1-447 (148 amino acids)
Cellular component (GO): plasma membrane
Molecular function (GO): transmembrane transporter activity
Source: RefSeq, a predicted model, not a curated record
AUGAACCUUUACAAAGAUAUAAAAGUAGCAGUGGUUAACCACCAAACCGUGCUGGCAAUGAUUUUGAUACAGUUGUCAUAUGCAGGCAUGGCCUUAAUAAGCAAGGCUGCCUUCAAUGAGGGAAUGAGUCCUCUGGUGCUCAAUGCUUAUAGGCAAGCUAUUGCUACAAUAGUUUUGGCACCCUUUGCAUUUCUAUUGGAAAGAUCCUUCAACAAGUAUAGAAUCCAGGUCACUUCACACAUAGCCACAUCCAUUGAUCUAUACUCAGCCUCUGCAGUAGAUCUAGAGACUGUAUUUUGUUUCUUAGACUUCCAAGAGACCAAUGAGUCACCUAAGAAAACACAAAAACCUGUAAUGGACCUUCUAGAAUCUGGACAAGUUGCCCAAUCUGCAUCUGCAAAAGCUUUUAUGUGCAGUGAAGUAUUUGAUGGAAAUAACAACCCUUGA